UAGUUUUCUGAUUUACGCCUGUGGCAGAACGAUGCUCCCAAAGCGCAAGAUCGCUAUUCGCCCCUUCCCCACAUGCAUUCCUCUCUCGAAUGCAUGGUUCGAGACCUAGGACAAAUACGUUUGAAUGUACCAGAAAGUCCCACAGAUGUGAGACGAUGGCUGUUUGCGUCAAAGAUGAUUGCUGCGAACAGAAAAGCUUCUGCCACUCUCUUUCCGGACCACCUGCUCAAAAGUCCGAAAUGAUAUAAGUUACAUACUUCAAGUUUAUGGUCCUGUGACCCCAUCUUGGACGCCUCCACUGGUAUAUCUAGGACGGCCAUAUCCUGACCCGCACUUCGUCCCCUCCUCAGUUCUCUCUAGCCAACAUGACGCGAAUCUCAAAUGAUGACUCGAGGAAGGACGAAAAGCGAAUCUACCAGGAGACGGAUGAAGUAGUCGUCUCCGGAGAAAUCUCAGAGCUUGCUGUAGUCGCCGAAGGCGAAGACAGAACAACCUGGUUUGUAUGGAUUUUAGUAUGUUGUACAAGUAUCUCUGGUUUGCUUUUCGGUUAUGAUACCGGCGUUAUCUCUGGCGCACUUGUGACAAUUGGUGGCGAUCUCGGACCUGCAGAACUAUCUUCAGGUCAGAAGGAACUUAUUACUUCGGCAACAACUUUGGGCGCCCUUAUUGGUGGAUUGGUUGCCGGAAUGCUCUCCGACUUCCUCGGCAGAAGACCUGUUUUGGCUCUUGCCGAUGUCAUCUUCAUUGGAGGUGCUAUUGGUCAAGCUGUUUGCCAUACAGUAUGGUCAAUGAUUGGAUGUCGUUUCCUCAUUGGUGUUGGAGUGGGUGUCGCCGCAUGCGUCGCACCUCUAUACAUACAAGAACUCUCACCAACUAGAAUGCGUGGUCGAAUGGUUGUCGUCAACGUCGUAGCCAUUACAGGUGGUCAAGUCGUCGCUUAUGGUAUCGGUGCUGCCUUUGAGAAAAUGCAUGGAGGCUGGAGGUGGAUGGUCGGGUUGGGAGCUAUUCCAUCCGGGCUUCAAUUUAUCUUCCUGUUUUUCCUUCCCGAAUCUCCGCGCAUCCUCAUUCGCCGAGACCAAGUGGAGGCUGCACGAAGCGUGCUGAGCAAAAUCUACGCUCGGGCUACUGCAGAGCAGGUCGACCUUAAGGCACGCGUCUUAAGUGAUGCAGUCAAGCAAAGUGUCUACAUUGCCAACACCACGACUUUGUUCCAACGAAUCAGAAUGAUUCUUAUAAACCCCACUAAUCGACGCGCACUCAUCAUCAGUUGUGGUCUACAAGCCCAACAACAACUAUCUGGAUUUAAUACCCUAAUGUACUACAGUGCUACACUAUUCAAGGAGAUCGGAUUCGACAAUCCUACUGCCGUCGGACUCAUCGUCUCCGGCACUAAUUUCGUUUUCACAUUAUUCGCUCUCAAAUAUAUCGAUAUCAUCGGUCGACGCAAGAUCAUGAUCUUCUCUGCGCCUGGUAUGGUUCUCGGAUUGGUCCUUGCUAGUGUUGCUUUCCACUUCUUGACGCUGAAGACCGGGGGCCAGCUCAUGGAUGGGACGCAAUACUCUACCGCAUGGUCCGCAAUUGUCUUGCUCGCCAUGAUUUUCUAUGUUGCUUCUUACGCCACUGGUCUGGGUAAUGUCCCAUGGCAGCAGGGCGAGAUGUUUAGUCUCGAAGUCCGAGGUAUCGGCACCUCCUUUGCAACGACAACCAACUGGGCUAUGAACCUUCUUAUCGGUGCCACAUACCUCUCCCUCAUGGACCGUAUCACGCCUGCCGGUUCUUUUGGUUUCUACGCUGGCCUCUGUCUCCUUGGUUGGAUCUUCGAUGUCUUCUGUUUCCCCGAAACUGCGGGUUUGAGCUUGGAAGAAACUCAAAAGAUAUUCAAGCAUGGCUUUGGGAUAAAGGAGAGUGAGCGGUUACGGAAGGAGAAGCAGAGUAUAGCUAAGAGCGAGAAAGUGCCAGACGCUGAGAAGGCUUCAAGUUCAAGUUCGGCUUGAAGCUUGAAGGUGACUAUGACGCGAUUGAGAUGAUUGUCAUGACUCAUGACUAGGGAUAUGUGUAACGAUCAUGUAUUGUAGCCAAUUUUUGGAAAUUUGCUCUAAUCUACAAACGACCUAUGGAUACCC
Molecule: messenger RNA, 2123 nt
Organism: Somion occarium
Lineage: Eukaryota; Fungi; Basidiomycota; Agaricomycetes; Polyporales; Cerrenaceae
Source: the annotation of a GenBank genome assembly